Neltuma alba is the source of this 1421-nucleotide messenger RNA. Its product is annotated as ribokinase. Gene Ontology annotation, biological process: D-ribose metabolic process. The record is from RefSeq and is a predicted model, not a curated record. Bases 129 to 1253 code for a protein of 374 amino acids. NCBI's taxonomy places the organism in Eukaryota, Viridiplantae, Streptophyta, Magnoliopsida, Fabales, Fabaceae. Gene Ontology annotation, molecular function: ribokinase activity. The transcript has 4 exons.
AGAAGGGCGAACCUUUAGUUGUAAAGUUGUGUCUUUUCGUUUUAACUUUCACAAAAGCUGUGCCUUUUCUUUCGCACUGGUCAAGCAAAGUCAAUAGAUGAGCGCAACCUUUGAUCGGAGAAACAAAGAUGAAUACAACAACGCUUUCACCAGCAAGUCUGUGGACACCCACAACUGAAAAUCAAUCAAACAAAGCAUUGAAGCCAAUUCAAGUCCUUCGAUUCAAUAAUAAGCAUCACCACGGUAGCCAUAGGUUUCCUUUUCUUUGUUUCUCUGUAAAUCCUUCCCAAAAUCAAACCACGCCAGCCCCCUCCGCCCCCACAAUCCCUCCACUUGUGGUGGUCGGAUCCGCCAAUGCCGACAUAUACGUCGAGAUCGAGAGGUUGCCGAAAGAGGGUGAGACCAUUACGGCCAAGACCGGUCAAACCCUCGCCGGAGGAAAGGGAGCUAACCAGGCGGCAUGUGGUAGGAAAUUGUCGUACCCAACGUAUUUUGUGGGUCAGGUGGGUGGGGAUGCACAUGGGACGUUGAUCUCUGAGGCUUUGGGCAAUGGUGGGGUUCGGCUCGAUCAUUUGACCACUGUUGGGUGUGCACCAACCGGGCACGCUGUGGUGAUGCUCCAACCAGAUGGCCAGAACUCUAUAAUUGUCGUUGGUGGUGCCAACACGAGUGGGUGGCCUGAAACUCUAGCUGAUGAAAAUUUGGAGAUUGUAAGAAAUGCGGGGAUUGUUUUACUUCAGAGGGAGAUCCCAGAUUCUGUUAACAUUCAAGUGGCAAAGGCUGCGAAGGCCGCUGGUGUUCCAGUAAUAAUGGAUGUUGGUGGUGCAGAUGCUCCAAUGCCUCAAGAAUUACUGAGUUCUGUUGAGAUUUUAAGUCCAAAUGAAAGUGAACUUGGUCGCUUAACAGGAUUGCCAACCAAUAGUUUUGAUGAAAUUACUCAGGCUGCAUUAAAAGUCCAUAAAAUGGGAGUUAAGCAAGUGCUUGUCAAACUUGGGGCCAAAGGGUCUGCCCUUUUUGUAGAAGGCGAAGAACCAAUUAUACAACCUGCUAUUUUGGUUGAAACAGUCCUUGAUGCUACUGGAGCUGGUGAUACUUUUACUGCUGCUUUUGCCGUGGCCUUAGUGGAAGGCAAGUCCAGAAAAGAGUGCUUAAGAUUUGCUGCUGCAGCAGCUUCUCUUUGUAUUCAAGUGAAGGGAGCUAUUCCCGGCAUGCCUGAUAGGAAAUCUGUUCUGGAUCUCCUUCAAUCCCUUUGAGGAUGCUAGCAAGUGGUCAGAGGUCAAUUUUGUAUCAAUAUUUUCAUUUUUAAUUUCUUUUCUUCUUCUUGUUCUUGUGUAGUGAUUGGCUCUUGGAAAUAAUAUGUCGUCUAUGUUAUCUGAAUUUUCUUCCUAAUAAUAAUAAUAAAUUGCCUGAUUUUCUGUGUU